Hyposmocoma kahamanoa is the source of this 2526-nucleotide messenger RNA. It is a transcript of the gene GlnRS, whose product is annotated as probable glutamine--tRNA ligase. Gene Ontology annotation, molecular function: ATP binding; glutamine-tRNA ligase activity. The transcript is spliced from 12 exons. The record is from RefSeq and is a predicted model, not a curated record. The coding region runs from base 99 to 2441 and encodes 780 amino acids. Gene Ontology annotation, biological process: glutaminyl-tRNA aminoacylation; translation. Gene Ontology annotation, cellular component: cytosol; aminoacyl-tRNA synthetase multienzyme complex; cytoplasm. NCBI's taxonomy places the organism in Eukaryota, Metazoa, Arthropoda, Insecta, Lepidoptera, Cosmopterigidae.
UGACAGCUUGAAUUUCAAUUUGCAAUUUUUCUUAUGUGUUUGCCGGAUUGUAUAUAAAACAUUAAAUUUAUUUCGUAACAGCAUUUAAAUAAAUUAUAAUGUCGCCGGAAGAAACAAUAGAAAGAUUAAAACACUUAGGUUUAAGUGAACAAAAAGCGAAAGAAACGCUGAAAAAUGCCAACGUCACGAAGUAUUUACUGAUUGCAAUAAACGAGGUGGAUAUCGCAAGUUUACCAGCAGGGGCGGGGAUGUUGAUUUACCAUCUGGCGACUAAAAUCAAGCCUCAAAUCGCCGAUAAAUUAGGUUUUAUUUGCGAUUAUAUAAAAAAUGGCAAGCUUGACUCGACGCUGCGUGUAGACGCAGCCCUGGAAUACCUCCUUAAUAAUGUAAAUGAAACCAAAGUUGAUAUUAGCAGGUUUGAGAAAGCUUGUGGUGUAGGUGUCGUAGUUACGCCUGAACAGGUCGAACAGGCGGUCGAAAAACAUAUGGCUAAAUUUAAGGAAGAGCUGCUGGAAAAAAGGUACAGAUUCAAUGCUGGCAUCGUCAUGCAGGCAGUUAGAGCUGACCUACCAUGGGCUGAUGGAAAGGCUAUAAAGAAUGAGGUUGAUAUACAGAUAUUUGAUCUAUUAGGACCAAAAUCUGAAGCAGACCUUGCUCCUCCUCCUAAAACAGAUAAAAAAGGCAAAAGUGGAGAUGCUGGAAAGAAACAGAAGAAGGAAGAUAGUAAAGUGACAACAGCAGUUGAUAAGUGUGAAUCGUCAGGUGAUGUUGAUGGUGCAUCGUCUAUUUCUGAAUUAAUGAAAAAAUUGCCAUUUCAUGCUCCUGGAGAAAAUUACAAGGCCGAUGGAUAUGUUGUUACUCCUGACACUAAGAGAUUGUUAGAGGAACACUUAAAAAUGACAGGAGGAAAAGUAAGAACUAGGUUUCCUCCUGAGCCAAAUGGUAUUUUACACAUAGGACAUGCUAAAGCCAUUAAUAUUAACUUUGGAUAUGCGGCUGCCCAUGAUGGUGUUUGUUUUUUGAGGUAUGAUGACACCAAUCCUGAGAAAGAGGAGGAAAAAUUCUUUGUUGGAAUUAGGGAUAUGGUUGAAUGGCUUGGGUACAAGCCGUACAAAAUCACUCACUCUUCUGACUAUUUUGAUCAACUUUAUGAAUGGGCAGUUCAGCUGAUCAAGAAGGAUCUUGCCUAUGUGUGCCAUCAAAAAUCAGAGGAAAUUAAAGGAUUUAAUCCCCCUCCGUCUCCUUGGAGAAACAGGCCCAUUGAGGAAAGCUUACAGUUGUUUGAGGACAUGAGAAAUGGAAAAAUUGAUGAAGGGGAAGCCACACUCCGAAUGAAAAUAACCCUAGAAGAAGGUAAACAGGACCCUGUAGCAUAUAGGAUUAAGUUCAAGCCUCACCACCGUACUGGCGACAAGUGGUGCAUUUACCCUACAUACGAUUACACUCACUGCCUUUGUGAUAGUAUUGAGCACAUCACACAUUCUCUUUGUACUAAGGAGUUCCAGUCAAGAAGAUCUUCAUAUUAUUGGCUUUGCAAUGCACUUGGAAUCUACUGCCCAGUGCAGUGGGAGUAUGGCAGAUUGAAUGUGAAUUAUACUGUGGUCUCCAAGAGAAAGAUUGCUAAGCUUAUUGAUGAGGGAAUAGUUAAUGAUUGGGACGACCCCCGACUGUAUACAUUGACGGCUUUACGUCGCCGGGGGGUGCCGGCAGCAGCUAUCAACAAGUUUUGCGCGGGUCUGGGCGUCACCGGCGCUCUUGGUGCCGUCGACCCGACCAUGCUGGAUGCCGCCGUCAGGGACGUGCUCAAUGUCACAGCUCCCAGGGUGAUGGUGGUUCUAGAGCCACUAAAAAUCACGCUAACGAAUCUAACCAUGGAUAGAGUCGAAGUUACAGUACCGGACUUCCCCAACGAACCCGACAAAGGUUCUCACAAAGUGGUGCUUAGUAAAGUUAUCUAUAUUGAGGCGAGUGAUUUUAAAGAAGAGCCCGAGAAAGGGUAUAGACGUCUGACACAAUCACAGUCCGUUGGUUUAAGACAUGCUGGAUAUGUCAUUAAGAUAUCCAAAGUACUUAAGGACAAUACAGGAAAAGUUACUGAUUUGGAAUGUACGGUAGAGCCUACAGAUUCUGCAGAGAAACCGAAAGCCUUUAUUCACUGGGUUUCCGAACCAGUGACAGUCGAAGUCAGAUUAUACCAGCCUUUAUUUAUACACAAAAACCCCGAAGACCCCAAUGAAGUUCCAGGCGGAUUCUUGUCGGACUGUCGCAAGGACACGCUGCAGAUCUUGGAGGCGUUUGCGGAUGUUUCCAUCGCUGGGGCUAAAGUAUACGACAAGUUCCAGUUCGAGAGGGUCGGCUUCUUCUCUGUUGAUUCUGAUUCUACUAAUAGCAAAAUCCUAUUCAACAGAACCGUGUCCCUCAAAGAAGAUACAGGGAAAUAAAUAAAAAUAUAUAUAUACUCAUAACUAGUAUUUAUUACAUAAAUGUGUCGUGUAUUUACGUAAAUAAAAUUUACAAUUUAUUGUU